GAGAGGAGAGCGGCCCGAGGAGGGAUGUCACAGAAAGAGAACGUGAACCCCAAGUGUGGGGCGCUGACCCCCCCGGGGCACCGUAAGGACCCCCCCAAAUCAGAGAGCCCCCCGAAAGGGGGAGCCGUGACCCUGCCAGGUACGGGCCGUGUCCCCCUGGAGAGCUGCGCCCCCCCCGCCCCUCCCCUGCAGCCGCGCACUUUCUCGCUGGAGGAUUUCGAGGUGGGGCGGCCGCUGGGGAAGGGCAAAUUCGGGAAUGUGUACCUGGCGCGGGAGCGCAGCACCAAGUUCCUGGUGGCCCUCAAGGUGCUCUUCAAGAGCCAAGUGGAGAAGGAGGGAGUGGAGCACCAGCUGCGGCGCGAGAUCGAGAUCCAGGCCCACCUCCGGCACCCCAACAUCCUCCGCCUCUACAAUUACUUCCACGACCGCCGCCGCGUUUUCCUCAUCCUCGAGUUCGCGCCUCGGGGGGAGCUUUACAAAGAGCUGCAGCGCUGCCGCCGCCUCGAUACCCCCCGAACCGCCACGCUGAUGGAGGAGCUGGCGGACGCUUUGCUCUAUUGCCACGAGCGCAAAGUCAUCCAUCGCGACAUCAAACCCGAGAACCUCCUGUUGGGCUUUAAGGGAGAGCUGAAAAUCGCCGACUUCGGGUGGUCCGUGCACGCCCCCUCCCUGCGGCGCCGGACACUGUGUGGGACGUUGGAUUAUUUGCCCCCCGAGAUGGUGGAGGGAAUGGCGCACGACGAGAAGGUGGAUCUGUGGUGCGUGGGGGUGUUGUGCUUUGAGCUCCUCGUGGGACACCCCCCGUUCGAGAGCCCCUCCCACGCCGAGACCUAUCAGCGCAUCACCAAGGUCGAUCUCCAUUUCCCCCCCUUCGUGCCGGACGGCGCCCGCGAUCUCAUCUCGCGCCUCCUUCGCCGCAGCCCCUCUGAGCGCCUCCCGCUCGCCGACGUCCUGCAGCACCCAUGGGUGCGCGCCCACUCCCGACGGGUGCUGCCCCCCACCUACGUCCCCCCGCAGCCCUGAGACACCCCAAAAAAAACCGGGGUACCCCCCCAAAAGCAAAGGGACCCCCCGAAAGCGAAGAUACCCCCCGAAAAGCGAAGGGACCCCCCAAAGCGCUCUCCUCUCACCCAUUGCCUGUAGCACCCAUGGGUACUGUGCCCCCCAAGU
This is a messenger RNA of Cuculus canorus (common cuckoo), 1170 nucleotides long. Its product is annotated as aurora kinase C-like. The coding region runs from base 25 to 1023 and encodes 332 amino acids. The record is from RefSeq and is a predicted model, not a curated record. Gene Ontology annotation, molecular function: ATP binding; protein kinase activity. Gene Ontology annotation, biological process: regulation of cytokinesis; protein phosphorylation; mitotic spindle organization. Gene Ontology annotation, cellular component: spindle pole centrosome; spindle midzone; chromosome passenger complex. The transcript is spliced from 9 exons. Lineage: Eukaryota; Metazoa; Chordata; Aves; Cuculiformes; Cuculidae.